GGCGGGGCGCGCUGCCUGCGGGUGCCUGACAGCAACAUGGCUGCUGCUUAGCCGGGCUGGGCCUUGCUGCAGGGAGCCGUGCUGCCUGACAGACAGCACGGGGAUUGCCCGACUGCCUGCUCUGCCUAUGAAGAAUGCGAGACCUAACGGCUCAGGUAACGAGCAGUCUGCUGCAGUUUCCAGAGGUGACUGUUGAGGCACUUGGGGAAGAUGAGAUCACCCUAGACUCUGUGCUGUGUGGGAAGUUUUCUGGAGGCAGAAGUGGCCUGGCGUGGCUGGCGUGUGGUCCCCAGCUGGAGGUGGUGAACUCAGUGACAGGAGAGCGUCUCUCUGCGUAUCGCUUCAGCGGAGUGAACGAGCAGCCUCCCACUGUUCGCGUGGUGAAGGAGUUUUCUUGGCAGAAGAGGACUGGGCUCCUGGUUGGCUUGGAGGAAGCAGAGGGAAGUGUUCUCUGCCUGUACGACCUUGGGACCUCAAGAGUGGUUAAAGCAGUUGUUCUUCCAGGAAGGGUGACGGCCAUCGAACCCAUCAGCAACGACGGCGGAGCCAGCGUGAGCACCCGGCACCUGCAUCAGAGUCUGCGAUGGCUCUUUGGAGUGGCAGCAGUGGCCACAGACGUUGGCCAUGUCCUUCUGGUUGACCUUUGUUUGGAUGAUUUGUCUUGCAGUCAGAAUGAAGUAGAAGCGUCAGAUCUCGAAGUUGUCACUAGAAUUCCUGCUGAAGUUCCACAAAGAAGAGAAGCUGUGACCAGAGAAGGGAGGCAUCUCUGUUUUCAAUUACGAAGUCCUUCAGGAACAGCAGUAUCAACCCUGUGCUACAUAAGCAGAAGCAACCAGCUUGUUGUGGGUUUUUCUGAUGGCUACUUGUCACUGGGGAACAUGAAAACUUUGAAGAGGGCGCACUACACUCAGCUUGGAGGAGGAAGGAUUCCUGUCUGUGCUCUUACUUUUCAAGAGCCCGAGAGUGAUCUCCAAAAUUGUUGCUACUUAUGGGCUGCUCAGUCUACACAACAAAGUGAGGGGAAUGCUGUGAAUUUACAUCUGUUGCAGUUAGCAUUUGGUGACAGGAAAUGUCUGGCAUCAGGACAAGUCAUGUACGAGGGUUUUAAAUACUGUGUCAAACUUUUCAGUUUAGCUCUCUCUGGUGGAAUCUUUCCCUGGAAAGGGCAGACCAGCAAUACUAAAUUCCUCAGCUUUCAGACCAUAGAAAAAUUUCACAACCAUGCUGACAGAGAGGAUAGCGUUAAUGAAGUAGUCUCUCCUGACACCAGUGUAUCGAUCUUCAGUUGGCAAGUGAAUACACACGGUCAAGAAAAACCGUCUGUUUAUUUGGGUGUGUUUGACAUCAAUCGCUGGUAUCAUGCUCAAAUGCCAGACUCACUGAGGCCAGAAGAAUUCCUUCAUGAUUGCCCCUAUUUUGCACUGUGGUCACUGGAUCCUGUAAUAAGCAUGACUUCUCCAAACCUCAUUUUGGAUAUUCUGGUACACGAGCGUAGUCUAAGUCGGGGGGUUCCUCCUUCUUAUCCACCACCUGAACAGUUUUUUAAUCCAAGCACAUAUAAUUUUGAUGUGACGUGCUUGCUCAACUCGGGAAUUGUUCACAUGACUUGCACCGGCUUCCAGAAGGAGGUGACUUUUUUUUUUACUGUAUUUCUGUUGGGACUGUCAAGAGAUGAACCUUUUCUAACUUUUCUCUUGCAGUGCUUUGAGUACCCUGAAUACACUCGAUGUCUUGUAGCUGGCUUGCUGUCUCCAAGACUGGUUGAUGUCCAGCCAUCCAGUCUGAGUCAGGAGGAGCAGUUAGAAGCAGUGUUGUCAGCUGCUGUGCAAACAGGUUCUUUAGAGCUUCUGACGGGAUGCAUUAAACACUGGACUUCCGAAGAGCAGCCAAGUUCUGCUGGAAAUUUACGGUUUGUUCUUGAGUGGACGUGGAACAAAGUGAUCUGUACAAAAGAUGAACUGGACCAAAUAUGUGUUCCGCUGUUUGAUGGCUCCUGCAACUUCAUUGACCCGCAGACAUUACAGUCCCUUCAGCACUGCCAGCUGCUUCUGAGCAACCUCAGCACAGUCCUGAACUGUUUUCUAACAGAAGCCCGAGAGCUUACUGAGAAAGGUCGGUGAAAGCACUGCUAGGUCU
Molecule: messenger RNA, 2136 nt
Organism: Cyanistes caeruleus (blue tit)
Lineage: Eukaryota; Metazoa; Chordata; Aves; Passeriformes; Paridae
Source: RefSeq, a predicted model, not a curated record